AUGGAGCUCUCCGCCGCCUUCGAGGAGCGCGUCCGGCAGAUGGAGGACGCCCGCAACCACCGCCUCGCCCUCCUCAACGUCUCCUACGCCGCUCCCCUCCUCAUCUCGAAUUCCCUCAUCUCCCUCCUCUCCGAAACCCUCCGAACCCUGACUCCCCGGCCUCACCGCGGCGCCUCUCUCCUCCCCCUUGAUGCGCAGGCCGAGAAGGAGAUCCAGGCCGCCAAGCUCCGCAUUCUCUCCGCCAAGCUCGCCGCCACGCGCCGACUCGAGUGCCGCCGCCUACUCCUCGAGCGCCGCGCCGCCGACCUCGCCUCCCGCGCCCUCGCCGCCCGCGCCGACAUCGACGCCGCGCGCGCGCGCCGCCUCCUCGUCGCCCGCGACCUCAGCUCGGUGAGGGGCGAGAUCGAGGAGGCCGAGAGGAGGGAGGAGGACUGGGACCGCUUCUACGAGGCCAAGAGGAAGGAGAUGGAGGAGUUCCAGGUGGAGUCGCGGCGGUUCGUGGCGGAGACUCGCGAGGAAGUGCAGAGGCUGAGGGAUUCGGUAUCUCAAAGCAGCGCGAUGUACUCAAACAACACGGAGAUUGCUGCCGCAGAAGCUAGGAAGUCUGAUCUGACAGCUAAGAAGGCAAAGCUGGGCGAGAGCCUGGCUUCAGCCCGCCAGUUCAGAGCGCUGCUUCAGCAGCAGCUCCAGAAAGCUUUUCAGUCACAGGUGGACAAUGGGGAUCAGAAAGAAGCUCAAGCUACCAUUUGA
Molecule: messenger RNA, 750 nt
Organism: Miscanthus lutarioriparius
Lineage: Eukaryota; Viridiplantae; Streptophyta; Magnoliopsida; Poales; Poaceae
Source: the annotation of a GenBank genome assembly